UUCGGUUCCUUCGUUUCGUAGAAUUGAACUCGACAGCUUCUAGGGAGAAUUGUGUGCGUGUUGAGAACUAAAAGAUUUCAAGCAUGACACCAUUGCGUUUGUGAAUUCUGGCAUAACCUGGGAAAACAUUCCCCUAUGAAGCCAUUUGUACAAGCAUUCGUGUUUUAGGUUGAACACAGGGAGAGUAUAACACAGCCUGCUGUUCUCUGCACUGUUUCUCUAUCUGGAUGUGUUUUCGCGCACUCCGAGAGGUGAACUGAAAAUCGAAGAAAUGAAAACAUCCAAAAAUGAUUAAGAUUGCAGUGAACAUGAACAGAGCGAGAUCCGUUGUGCUUGGAACAGCUUCAAAAAAUAAUAAAAAUCACUGCAGAGGAACUGGGACAGACUAGGUUGACCUAAGUAGAGAAAUCCUCACGUGGCCAGGCAUUUUUUGAAGAAGAAGCGAGCCGAGUGUCAUAUCCUCCUUUUACCCCGGUCUUUUGAGCCGUAAUUUUUCCGACCAGCCUCACCCUUUCAGAUCCCUUCUUGCACGCAUCCUGUCGCAUAUCCGCUUUUAACGGUCACAGCACAUCCAUAUAUGCUGGUUUUGGUGAUUUUCAAGUUGGGUGUUGCGUAGCGGGGCGAGGAACGGCCUCGAUCGACUGCUCGUGUGAGCCUCUCAAACUCCUCUACUGCAUUGGCCUCCGGAGAUGCAAGAUAUGGGGAUUCAAUAUGUUUGAGAGUGGUUCGUGUCUUGUUGAACUGUUCUGUGAUGAUUAAGGAUCUGAAGUAUUGCAAGAAGCCGUUUAGAAGCACUGCAUGAUUUGUAGAAAGUCUACAGAUGUGUGAGUUAUUCUAUGUAAAUAUUCUCAAACUGUUUCUGAAAGGGCACGUUAAUACUCGUAAAGAGUUUGUAGGAGUUUCCCCGAUCUAGUAGAGUACAAGAACUCGCAAUCAGGGCUAGAGGUAAACUAAGUAAUGAAUAGUUGAGAUUCAACUACAAGCGACUGGGGUCAUUGAGAGGUUUAUCUCUCUUUGGAGACACUCUUUCUACAUAUGAUGUUUUAGCUUGAGGUCUCAGUCUAUUGAUACUGCGCAUUUGAGGCUAACUUGAUCCUUUAAAAAAUUAAUCGUCUCCACGGGCCUUUGGUUUUUUUCUUUCUGACUUUGGGCUCAAGGAUCACCGCGGAUGGCUACAAAAUUACUUCACAGACGGGUAAUGGGACGAGGUUGAGGAAGGAUAUAUGGUGCCAAUGAGCACAGAAGGAGACGAUUCGAAGAGUUUAUCAGAGAGAUGAUUGAUCAACUAUGGUGUUUAAACUGAGAUUCGGGAUUACACGACAGAAGGGUGCAGCAAAGGCAGUAGAAAUCAAUGACGCAGCAGCGUGUCCCCCACCGCCGACUCCAGCUGGGUCGACGUCAGGGCCACCGACACCGGCAGUGGCGCCUGUUAUGAAACCUAAUGUUAACCCUCUCGGGACACGGAAUCCGGCCAUGCCCAUGGUUCGGCAAGCCGGAGAGGUCCUUGCGUCUUCAGUGCUUGCGCAGAACUCACUUCAAUCGCAGGAGAAUAAGUUAAGUACAGGAAUUUUGGAGCCCCUGAUGUCUUUCAAGGAUGUGCCUGUUUCUGAGCGACAAUUUCUGUUCUCAAGGAAGCUUAAGUUGUGCUGCUAUAUGUUCGAUUUCACAGAUCCCAUGAAGGAUGUGAAGGAGAAAGAGAUUAAGCGCCAGACUCUGCUAGAAUUGGUUGACUACGUGACGUCGGGCACAGGGAAAUUCACAGAGAAUGUAUUCGAGGAUAUCACUCGAAUGCUGGUCAUCAAUAUAUUCCGCCCUCUUCCCCCUGCUCAUCACGAGCAUACGGGCGCCGAGGGUGACGCAGAUGACGAGGAACCCGUUAUGAAUCCCGCUUGGCCGCAUUUGCAAAUUGUGUAUGAGUUUCUGCUACGGUACGUGGUGUCUUCUGACAUAGAUGCCAAGGUUGCCAAAAGAUACAUUGACCAUUCCUUUGUAGUUAGAUUGCUAGACUGCUUUGAUUCUGAGGAUCCUCGGGAGCGGGAGUAUUUGAAGACGAUUCUACAUAGGAUUUAUGGGAAGUUCAUGGUCUACCGUCCCUUUAUUCGUAAGGCUAUCAACAACAUUUUCUACAGAUUCAUUUACGAGACCGAGAAGCAUAAUGGUAUUGCUGAACUUCUAGAGAUUCUGGGCAGCAUUGUUAACGGAUUUGCUCUGCCCCUUAAGGAAGAGCAUGAGCUCUUUCUUGUGCGAGCUCUGUUACCCCUGCACAAACCCAAAGGCGUCUCUAUUUAUCACCAGCAACUUGCUUAUUGCAUAAUUCAGUUUGUGGAGAAGGAUUUCAAGCUAGCGGAUACAGUAAUCAGGGGUAUGCUCAAGUAUUGGCCCUUGACGAACAGUCAAAAAGAGGUUCUGUUUCUGGGAGAACUGGAAGAAGUCCUGGAAGCUACACAGGGUGCAGAAUUUCAGCGCUGCAUGGUGCCUCUCUUCAGGCAGCUUAGUCGUUGUCUCAACAGCUCCCACUUCCAGGUAGCGGAGCGUGCACUAUUCGUCUGGAACAAUGAUCAUAUCGUGAGCUUGGUUGCUCAAAACCGGCAUGUGGUGCUGCCCCUUAUCUAUCCUGCUCUUGUGAGGAACACAACUAGUCACUGGAACCAGACCGUGCAUAGCCUUACUUUGAAUGUUCGCAAAAUGUUCCAGGAAAUGGACAAGGAACUUCUGCAGGAAUGUGACCGCAAGUACCAAGACGAUGCAGCGAAGGCCAGCAGCGUUGAUAAGAAGCGUGAAGAGACUUGGAAGCGUUUGGAAGCUGCAGGAGCCACUCUCAGCCAUUCUUAUUUUAGUGCUGUUUCAGACAGCUUAUCAGACAGCUCAAGCUGGGUCUGGUAAAGCUGUUGUUGGUGGAAAAAGGGCGAUAGUGAGAAGCUAGGAUUUUUUCUUUUUUUUGUUUCUUUCUUCCUUUUUUCUAAUUUUCUAUUAUCUUAUACCUAGAUUACCUCAGUUGCUCAUAUUGCCCUCUUCCUCCCGGUUUCUAAGUAGUCCUCCUUUCUUCCCAAAUACAGGGAUUUAUUCCUCAAAAUGAUCAGACAGGCAGGGUUUUUUAUUGCGCCAGAUGCAACUCAAUGUGGAGGGCAAUUUUUGGAGUCAUUGUAGGCAACCGUGUUUUACUCGAGAAUUCAGAAUGCAAGGAGGAGUACAUGAAGGGAAAGCUAGUGAAGCUUGAUUAUUACUAUUGAUCUGUUGAGUGAAUGGUUUUUUUCUCCAUGAUAUCGAUUGUCACCUUUAGUUCGCCAGCAUAAUUGGGGAGGUUGACCACUUCCUUGCUGUAAAAUGACAUUGUUAGCAUGGUGUUGGUGUUCCCUA
Molecule: messenger RNA, 3357 nt
Organism: Physcomitrium patens
Lineage: Eukaryota; Viridiplantae; Streptophyta; Bryopsida; Funariales; Funariaceae
Source: RefSeq, a predicted model, not a curated record